Patiria miniata (bat star) is the source of this 2905-nucleotide messenger RNA. RefSeq lists its product as uncharacterized. Gene Ontology annotation, biological process: proteolysis. Gene Ontology annotation, molecular function: aspartic-type endopeptidase activity. The transcript is spliced from 3 exons. The record is from RefSeq and is a predicted model, not a curated record. Lineage: Eukaryota; Metazoa; Echinodermata; Asteroidea; Valvatida; Asterinidae. Bases 467 to 2905 code for a protein of 812 amino acids.
GUCUUCCGUAUGGCUGAGUUUGGCUCUGACAAGUCUCUUCUUGAUGUUCUCAGCUAUCUUAUAGGCAACUAGAGGAGGUUUCGGGAAAACUUCCUUCAAGGUUGGUGUUCCACUGAGCCAGUGACCUGUGAGAUUGUGACUGUAGCUUGAAGAGCGCCCUCUAUUGACUGUAGUUUAUUGUUUACAUGUGGUUUUGUCAGCCAUGUUUCAGCAUGUUUUACUGUAGCAGUUUUUAGCCGAAAAGUUUGUAGUCAAACCAGCAGUUAAUCAGUUUCUACUUCAGAGAUUAUGGACACCUGGUUAUCCUAGAGUCUUGCCAAAGAAUUCGAAUUACAUUAAAAUACGAAAGCAAGAUUUCUAGUCCGUGUCACACCUGUAUGCCUUACUCCUCGAUGAGCCACAACAUUCGAAUUCUGUUCUGCUAACCUGGGAUCAGAAGGGAGUACAGCACAGCACCUGUAUCAGAAUGACCGACUCCACAGUAAAGGAGUUGAAGGUCAAAAGACGGAAUGCCAAGGCGGCACUGACAAGACAGGGAAAAGCCCUACGCUCGAUGAUUGAAGGUAACAGGGCAACCGUUGAAAUUUCAAGUCAGCUUGAAAAGUUUGAACUGGUGUAUGACAACCUAGUUCAGAAGCAUGAGGCUUAUACCGAGCAGAUUUUUGAUGAUGAUGAAUUUAUUGCCGAAGAGGAAUGGUUGGAAGAAUGCCAACAAAGGUUCAUAGCAUUGCAGUGUGAGGCAAAAGAUCAUCUAACUCCAACACCUACUGAAAAAGAGUUAAACCCGAAAGCAGAAGACAGUGCCAGUACAGAGAAAACUAGUUCCAGUAAUGAGCAGUCCAGUUCCAGUGCAGAGCAGUCCAGUUCCAGUGCAGAGCAGUCCAGUUCCAGUGCAGAGCAGUCCAGUUCCAGUGCAGAGCAGUCCAGUUCCAGUGCAGAGCAAAUAUCCAGUGCGGAGCAAACCAGUACAACUUCCAGUGUCAAGCAGAUAACAGAAUCUGAUAGCCAUAUCAGCAUAAAUGAAGCAGGUGAUCAGGAGGAAGAGCAGAAGAAAAUGAAUACAGCAACCCAUGAUGUCGACAAAUUCUGUGGGUUUAAAAUGGAAAAGCCAAAGAUGCCCAAGUACACGGGGGAUGUCAGAGAAUACGCCAUCUUUAAAGAUGACUUCAAGCACAUGGUCGAUAAGAGGUAUGGUAAGAGGGAUGCCAUCACACUGUUACGUACAUGCCUACAAGGAAAGCCGUUGGAGCUGAUUAAGGGAAUUGGGUCCGACUACGAUGCAGCCUGGGAGUAUCUCGACUCCAUAUAUGGUGAUCCACGAUUCAUUACUGACACCGUCACCCAAGACAUCAUGAAGUUUAAGCCACUCCGAGACGGAGAAGACGCCAGAUUCUGUGAGUUAGUUCAUCUUGUGAGGAGGAGUUAUAACACAUUGAAGGAGGUGGGGCGACGGAACGACAUGGAUAAUAAUCAUAUGCUAGCAGUCAUUGAGCAGAAAAUGAACUCUGACGACCGGAAGGUGUGGUCCAGACACUUGGAAAGGGAAAAAGAAAUGGCGACACUACAAGGACUGCUAGACUGGAUGUCAGCAGAAAUGAAAUCGAGGAUGAGGGCAACGGCAUCAGUACGAUGUGAAGCUCAAAGUCCCCGAUCAAGCAUCAAUCACAUUCAGCAGAAAGACCCAAAGUCAAUGCCGCUCCGUGACAAGUGCUGGAUUUGUCACGCUUCCAGCCACUGGACAGACCAGUGUGAGAAGUUCAAGGGGAUGAGUCCAGAAAACCGAUUUAAGAUGGUUAAAGAGAACCAUGUCUGCUUCAGCUGCCUCAAAAGGGCAGGAAAAGGCCAUAAUGUGUCUACAUGUUCGAGAAGACGACAGUGCACGGAGAUGAUGAACGGAAUCCAGUGUAAACACUUUCACCAUCAGUUACUGCAUCUUACUCCCCAGCAAGCCACCGGUUCAGUCAGCGUUGCAGUAAGUACAACCCGAGCAGAAGUAUUACUACCAGUCCUACAAGUGCAGAUCAUGGGAACCCAGAUUACUCAACCAGCAAAUGUCCUGCUUGACUCCGGGGCACAGAUAUCAUUGAUCAGAAAGUCCCUCGCCGAAAACUUGAAGCUCAAGGGAAAGGAUGUAAAUACUACCAUCACCAAAGUGGGAGGAGAAGAAGAAGAGCUUCAAACAAAAGUCUAUGAGGUCCGUCUUCGUCCGAAGCACAAAGGUCCAACUUACACUAUUACUGCCAUUGGUAUCCCCUGCAUAAGCGACGAUAUUGCUGAAGUUGACCUAUCACAGAUGGCCAAACUCUUCAAACUGCAUCCAAGCAGUCUUCAUCGAGGUAGCGGCCCAGUCGAUCUACUCAUUGGCAUUGAUCAUGCAAGCAUACAUGCUGGUGAAACCCAUGAAGCCCAGAAUCUGAUUGCCCGCCAAUCACCACUUGGUUGGGUGAUUUUUGGAACCGGCCCUGGGGACCAAACCAAGACAAGCCGAGUUCUCCAUGUGAAGUUCUCAGCACCAGUAGACAUGACAGAUUUCUGGAAAACUGAAGCUAUGGGAGUAGCUGUAAAGUCCUGCACAUGUGAGCCAGAAAAGCUCAGCCCAGCAGAAUUAAAGGAAGCCAAAAUAAUAGAAGAAUCCUGUACCAGAGAUGGAAACCGAUGGACCGUCCCUUACCCUUGGAAAAGGGAUCCGAAACAGCUACCGGAUAACAAGAUCCAGAUAGAGAAGAGGCUCUAUUCAACAGAACGCCGACUUGCAAAAAACGCAACUCAUGCAGAAGCCUAUGAUGCCCAGAUGAAGGAAAUGGUGGAAAAGAAGUUUGCCCGGAAGCUGUCUGAAGCUGAGCUGAAGUCAUACAAAGGUCUUAGCGUGAUCAGCAUGUUCAUCGCUUCUUGUGGAGAAACCUGA